AAUGAACACAGAACGCCACAGUUGAUAUCGUGUACGUAUGCAAUGUACCGCAUUAAUUUUAUGUUGAUUAUAGUCAUCGUCAUUUGUACAAUGCGUGGUGAAAGUGAUAUUAAUAGAGUAAAACGUGCACUUCUGGUUGCUCCCAUGGGCGGAGUGUUUAAGUUGGUAAUUGGUGUCGCCAUUCCUAUACAUCUAGGUCUUAAGCAAAGUAUGGUAUAUGGUUUAAACUUCCAGUUUCAAUACGCUCAGCCACAAAAUGUUAGCCAGCUUAAAGUAUACCCGCCGAUAAUAUCGAGAAAGAGAGAAAAAAGAGAAGAAAUGUUCAAUGAUAGAGCGGUUGCUUACGCAGCACUCGAAUCAUUGAUGGACAGGUACUACAAAAUUGAUGGUAGAGCGUGUUUACUCCGCAGUAUAUGCGAGAACGCAAUGCAGUCUCUCCACAGUGAGGAAAACGGAGUGUAUGGAAAAAUAAUGCACGUCUUAUUAACACCUAAUUACGGCAACAGAGGGAUUAAUUCAGGAUUAAAUCCGUUAUAUCUAGAAGCCUUUACAGCAGGGAAAUAUGGAGUUGAUUGCAUAUCACUUUAUCCUUCGUGUCCUUACGGACACGGGAUUUUGGAUAUAAUCACAACGUUAGCGGAAAGCUAAGUUUGAAGUUUAAGAUGUUUCAGUUCAAAUUUGGGUAGUUGAUAAUCGACAAAAUAGUAAAGGAUUUUAAGCAUUUUUAAUGCCCUUAUAGUGAAAUUCGUUUUCAAUCCACUAACAAAAACGAAGAGGUGGGCCAGGUUAAAUUUCGAGUCUUUCUUAAACGGCACGCAUAUGAUAAAGACCGUUUUUUUUUAAUUUCCCAAAUUAUUCCUAGUUUCUCACCGUAACCGUUAGCUGGUGGCGAAACAUUUUCUGUAUAAAUUUUAAAUGAAAUAGUGUAUCCAAACCGCUAUUAUAGUAAAAAUUGCAAACAAAAUGUUCCCUUAUGUAGUUUGCUUUCUUAUUUAUUUAUUGUCCCUCUUGUAAAAUGACAUGGCGGAGAGAGUUUAGAUGUACAGAAAAAGAGUUUUUUUCUGUGCUGGGAUUCCAGAAACUGGUUAUGGUUUAGAAAAUACAUGAUUAUGCAUUUUUAUACAAAUGUGGCUUUUUAUACUCGUAUACAUUUUUCCGAUAUUAGACGGAAAGAUUACGCCAGAUCGUGUACGAUGAUUAGUAAACGUCUGUUAACGCAAUUUUUUCUUUACAUGGGUUAGAACUAGCGUAUAAACGUAUAUCAUACGUGUUUAAUCUCGGUAUGAGAUCAAGAUAGUUUAGGGGUAGACUCUAAGGCGGCACCCGUCACUGUGUCAAUUUGUAGACUCGGAACCUUACACCCCAAAUGAGUAGAAACAGCCUAAGCUGUAAUACUGGUUUAUUCAUAAUAUUUACACGUUUAUAUACACUGUUAUUGUCCUAGUUCUACUAUUUGUUUACUUACCUCAGCGAUACUAUUAUUUUAUUAUUUGCAUUUUCAUGCCUUACUCGAUUGACCUGCUUUAUAUGUAUGCAUAAUACUGAUGUCUUAAUACCUACUUAAUCUACACGUUAAUUACUUAAUUAAUAUUGUUUCCCAGAUUAAUCUGUGAUUGAACAAUACGUCUGUUGAG
Molecule: messenger RNA, 1634 nt
Organism: Photinus pyralis (common eastern firefly)
Lineage: Eukaryota; Metazoa; Arthropoda; Insecta; Coleoptera; Lampyridae
Exons: 4
Coding region: 43-648 (201 amino acids)
Source: RefSeq, a predicted model, not a curated record